Molecule: messenger RNA, 744 nt
Organism: Cryptomeria japonica (Japanese cedar)
Lineage: Eukaryota; Viridiplantae; Streptophyta; Pinopsida; Cupressales; Cupressaceae
Product: early light-induced protein 1, chloroplastic
Exons: 3
Coding region: 126-680 (184 amino acids)
Source: RefSeq, a predicted model, not a curated record
AACAUUCCAUUCUCUUCUAAAAAGUAAUUGAAUGAACAGAAUGUAUGUAUCAUAGUCGAAGACGUGCAGUAUCACAAUCUCGACGGUAGUCAAAGCAUCUUAGAUACUACUCAAGAGUCUCAUUAAUGGCAGCAAUGGCAUCAAUGAUGAUGAAAUCCUCUGCACUACUCAACUGCGGAGUAAAUCAAAGGAGCUUCGUGGGGCACGUUAACAGGGCGCCUCGCAGGAACCUUCGAGUCAAGUGUAACGCAGAGCAGGUAGAUUCAGAGUCGAAAAAAGCCUCCCCAAGAAACGACAUUCCCUCUGCUUCUACUUCGACACAGUCGGCUCGAAUUCCAACCAGAAGCUCGGAGGCUCCAACACCCCAGAAAAAGGUUAGCACGAAGUUUGGUGACGUGUUCGCAUUCUCAGGGCCAGCACCAGAGACUAUCAAUGGCAGGCUGGCCAUGGUGGGGUUUGUUUCGGCAGUUGCAGUUGAGUUAGCUAGCAUAGAAGAUCUGGUGACUCAGCUCAACAGUGGAGGGUUGCCGUGGUUUGUUUAUAGUGUAGUUAUGUUGUCGAUUGCGUCAUUGGUGCCCAUGUUUGAGGGAAUAUCGGCGGAGAGCAAGUCGCAGCCAAUAUUUUCAUCCUCGGCAGAAAUGUGGAACGGGCGUUUAGCUAUGAUUGGUCUUGCGGCGUAGGCUGUCACCGAGUUUGUUAAGGGGUCCUCUUGUAUAAUUAAUAUGAUCUUCUACAAUUGCACGA